Molecule: messenger RNA, 714 nt
Organism: Schistosoma intercalatum
Lineage: Eukaryota; Metazoa; Platyhelminthes; Trematoda; Strigeidida; Schistosomatidae
Source: the annotation of a GenBank genome assembly
AUGUGGAUGCAAAGACCAGCUGUGAUCAAUUGUCCUCCGGGCCUUGAGUACUUGACCCAAAUUGACCAAUUGCUGAUUAAGCAGGUGAUUGAUGCUAUCGAAACAUUCGUGCCUUAUGAAGUGCAAAAUCGCUAUACCUGCUACAACACAUUGGGACAAAGUGUAUAUCGAUGUUACGAAGAAUCUGACUUUUGUUCACGUGCAUUCUGUGGAGCAUCAAGACCCUUCGUAUUACAUAUUUUAAACAAUAAUAACUCUGAAGUUAUCCGUGCAAUUCGACCUUUUCGAUGUGAUUGUUACCCUUGUUGUUCGUGUUUAGAAUGUUGUCAAGAGGAACUUGAAGUUCAGUCUCCAGCUGGAAAUUGUAUCGGCUAUGUGAAACGAGUAUUUAGUGGUUGUAAUCUUGAUUACCACAUUUUGGAUAGUAACCAGAGUACAGUUCUGCAAAUACAUGGUCCAUCAUGUUGUUUUUGUGAAUGUUUAGGAUCAGAUAUAAUAUUUAAGGUAACUUCUGCUGACGGUACUGUCGAAAUAGGUAGAAUUACGAGAAAAUGGAGCAAUAUUGUCCAAGAAUUCUUUACUGAUGCAGAUAAUUUUGGAGUUUCUUUUCCGAUGGACUUAGACGUGAAAGUAAAAGCGAUUCUCUUAGCUGCUGUUUUUCUAAUUGAUUUUAAAUAUUUUGAAAAGAAGCCAAAACAAUCAAAUUUUUCGUAG